AUGCCGAAGCGCAAGCGUCGGACUAGCAAUGGGGAGACUGUGACCGUGUAUUUCACAAAAGCCUUGAUGGAUCGGAUGGAUGACAAUCGUGUACAAUGGAUCCGCAAGACUGGAGAAUUCUGGCCAGGUGGCGAUAUCAGAAUAUCUGAAAAUUUAUGGCUGCGUGCUGCAUUCACCAAGUCUUCCCUGUCCAAAGUACCCCGGGAAAAUUCGAUUCGACAAAGCCUGUACGAGAUCAUCCGCAAAAAGAAGUUACGCUUUGGUCGAAGCGAUGACGACUUGGAUACCUGGGUCACGCAGCAAGCACAUCGAGGACACCAGGUGCUGUUAAACCAUGCGAAGAACAAACGCAAGGGUGUCACCUUCCUAUCUCCAGCUACGAAAGAAAAACAAAAGGUUGCCAGAGAGAUGCGGGCUGCUGUUUUUGUCAACCUUGUGACCAUGCGCAAAGUGAUGGACCAUGGUGGCAAUGGCCAUGUGCAACUGGCCCCAUGCAAUUUGGAGAUUUUACAGAAGUCGAAUUAUUUGUUCCACUCAGCCCACAACGGGCUUGCGAUGGAAUCUUUGGAAGCAAACAAACUACUUUGGAAAUCCCGUCCAAAACACCACAAGCUAGACCAUCUGGUCUACGAUGUUGAUCCCCAGACCAAUCCCAUCAAACUCAGCUGCCACAUGGACGAAGACGCGGUUGGAAAAUUGAAAAAAAUAGCGAUGGCCAGCAGCCCCCAAAACAUGGGCGAAAAUGUUCUUAGUAGAUACGCAUCUUACAUAUGCGUCCGUUGGUUGAGGAGAAUGGAAUGA
Molecule: messenger RNA, 801 nt
Organism: Cladocopium goreaui
Lineage: Eukaryota; Dinophyceae; Suessiales; Symbiodiniaceae
Source: the annotation of a GenBank genome assembly